Messenger RNA from Asparagus officinalis (garden asparagus), 580 nucleotides. RefSeq names its product protein PHLOEM PROTEIN 2-LIKE A1-like. The record is from RefSeq and is a predicted model, not a curated record. The coding region runs from base 47 to 580 and encodes 177 amino acids. The transcript is spliced from 3 exons. NCBI's taxonomy places the organism in Eukaryota, Viridiplantae, Streptophyta, Magnoliopsida, Asparagales, Asparagaceae.
CUUUGUUAAGAAACUCUUUAUAAAAAACAUCCGGAGAACAGAGGAGAUGGCUACGGGUGCCAAAGAGCUUCCAAAGGUGUACACAGAGAACACAUGGACGGAGGAGAGGAAUGGCGAUAGAGGCAUCGUCAAGUAUCCAAGAGAGAUGAACAUUACUAAUGUUGAUAACGGCAAGUCCUGGAUCUGGCACUCCCUAGUCUUCGGAAGCAUUGGUAGAUUAGGGAUGGAAGCGCCGAAACUGAUGGGGGCGACGCAUGUGGAGAUCCGUGGGAAAUAUGACAUGUCUAGACUCACACCGGGUCUGAAAUAUCAGGCGGUGUUACUAUGCAUGUUGACAGAUCCUAGUGAGGGAUGGGAUUCCUGUCUUUUGAAACUAGAGCUUAACCUACCUGAUGGAACUAGCCAAAAGCGCAAAGUAGACCUAACAAAAUUCCCAAAGGAUGAGCUCGUGAUGAUGGUGCUCGGUUACUUUGAGGCUGUUGAGAGUGGUGACAUCACUUUCUCUGCUGUUGAAACUUCAAACUGCGUGAAGAAGGGACUCGUCAUCAAGGAUUCCGCCCUCCGUCCGCUCCCUCGUUAG